Dothidotthia symphoricarpi CBS 119687 is the source of this 294-nucleotide messenger RNA. RefSeq lists its product as uncharacterized. The transcript is spliced from 2 exons. The coding region runs from base 1 to 294 and encodes 97 amino acids. Lineage: Eukaryota; Fungi; Ascomycota; Dothideomycetes; Pleosporales; Dothidotthiaceae. The record is from RefSeq and is a predicted model, not a curated record.
AUGCAGAACGAGCACGGACAAGGCGUUUCCCACGCUGCGGGCGACUCAAAGGUCCCUCACUCCAUUCAACAGAAGGCCCCUCAAGGCCUCGAGGAGAACCUGCCAAACUCGAUUCAUGACACUGGCAGCUCCAAGCACGGCCCCCAGACCAACGUCAGCCACGCCAAGGGUGGAGGUGCCGCUUCCAUUGUCCCUCAGAAGAUCCAAGAGAAGCUCCCCGAGAGCAUUGAGCGUGCUGUGCCCAACGCGAUCCAUGACACUGGCGACACUGGCGGCAUGCACAGGAAGCAGUAA